AGUCAAAAGUACUACAGUUUGCAGUGGUAGACAAGUACAAUCAUGUAACUAGUUUCACUCACACCGCCGGAAGUUAGUUAGUCAGUGUUACUGACCGAGCUAGAGAACGGAUCUGGGAGAACUACAGCGGGGACACAGCGCCAACGGUCGUCACGGUCACAGCUAGCUAGCUACGGCUACUGGCGUCCAGCUCGCCAAGGACCAGUCACCAGGUCUCACUCGAUUGCUUCCAGAGAGAUACUUCCUGCGAGAUCCGAAACAGUUUCCUGCAUGGUUACAUGCGUGAGCGGUGCAGUUGUUUGACUAUAAAUAAAUAAUUAUUAUUAGUCGUGGUCACCGGUAGCUCUCUGCGUCCGAACUGGCGAUUCUUGCUUUCCUCGGGGGAGACAGCAGUGCUGAGGUCGUUCAGGUGCCUUCUAUCCUCGCGUCCAAGCACCACUUGACCUCGGAAACCGAGGAGUGCAGAGUGCAUUUGGGCCGAGUAAGGAAAGUCAAGCCAGUGGCCGUCCGGAGGAUUUCAUUCCCAUCACUUGGAUCCGGCUUUCCCUUUGCAUCACUUCCAGCAACCGGCUUUUACUACAGUCUCCCAAUGUCGUUACCACACUACGUUCCGAACCCCAUGGCGAGGGUUCCAGCAUCAAUGAAACCGCUAUCGCCACUAUCCCUUCAGACCAAGGAGACGGAAGAUGACUCGUGUGGACACUAUCCAGACAUCUUCGUUGAUGUAGAUCUUUGCUCACCCGAGAGUGGAGACACAUCCAGCUCUGGUCUGGAGGAGUUUGUUGCAUCCUAUGGACUGGGCACGUUUCAGAUUGAUGAACCAACAAGAAGAGGAGCUCUUCUUAGUGUUGGCGAGCUAGCGCUGAGUGUGCAGUUCGGUGAGCACUCGGAUGAUCAGAUGGUCAUCAUCAUCGGUAUCCACAGUGCUGAGAACUUCCCUGCAUACCAUGGACUGACGCAGUUCAGUCGACAGCACACCAAAGUUCACUUGGAGAUGAGCAUAUCUUUUGAGAAAGCGUUGCAGCCGGUUCGCUUGAUGUCUCACGCUGUGCCAGCCAGCACGUCGAUGAAGUUUGAUGAGAAUCUCGUCGCCAUCAUGGGCAAUGCCAUGUUUCAGCGGCGGCGCACUUUACAGAUCUCGGUCGUUGAGAAGAAGUUCACUGGCAAGUCGGUGCUGGGUACUGUGGACAUCGAUGUCAGCCGCCUCAGCGCCGGACAUCGCAUCAACACUAACAAUUACUCUGUAUUCAAUCAUCGUGGCAGUCUCAAGUUGUCCGUGCCGCCUGCGAGUGCCAAAGGCAGCCUGAGUGCCAGCGUGGGUGCCCAGUCAUCACCCGGUAGCCUGCAGCACCUGAGCAAGAAGACCAGAAAGGAGCGAAACAAGUCACGGGGCUCCAGUGGCUCCUUGGUGUAGUACACCAUAACGAUCAAGUCAUUCCUGCCGCGUGGAAUUGCUCAAGCAUACAACAGGCCGCUGAACGUCAGCAAUGUACAUAGAUAUUGAGUCAGCUGAGCCAUAACAGCCGCAGCAUAGGUAGAGUGAAGUGGACUUCCAGUGUGGCUGUGAGUGCGCGACCUGCACUGAUUGGCAAGCACUAAAUCAGCCGGGCUGGCCUGCUGGAUGCUUGCCUGGACCUGCAUGCACUUGCACCAAUGACGAGAUUGUGCACCCGUGUCGGCACGGAACUGAAAGGCUGUGGUUGAGCAUGUUGCACUUGAUUGCAUGCCAGUAGCCUUCGUGUUGCCUACAGAUCACAACGUGCGUAUUGCAGCAACACACCAUGAUAUGCCAGUUUGGCAAGUUUACCUAGUUUGAUUCUGUAGUACAUCGUGUACAUGUACGUAAUGCUGUGACUUGUUAUUAUGUUGAGAAGGUCUUUUGCAUUGUCGCACUGCAUGCUGUUGAUUAGAAGUCAUGACAUUCAGUUCACCCAGCUACGCAGCAGAGUACACUUGAAUAAUUUGUCUGGAGUACAUGUAUUCUCAAUCCUAAUGUAUCCGGCAGUACUGAUCAUGUCGGUCAGUUAGUUGCGAUCGCGGAUCAGUGCUGCAUUCAACAUCUUUACAACAUAGUUCACGCUCUUUAAAUUAAGUUAGGUACAUGUACUCAUGGCAUUCAACCCCCGAAAUGCUCCGCUGUUUUGCCUUUUUUCA
Molecule: messenger RNA, 2154 nt
Organism: Sycon ciliatum
Lineage: Eukaryota; Metazoa; Porifera; Calcarea; Leucosolenida; Sycettidae
Exons: 7
Coding region: 590-1414 (274 amino acids)
Source: RefSeq, a predicted model, not a curated record